GUGAUUGUGACGUCAUCACGUUCUCCUAAUUUUUCCCCCUGCGUGACUGACUUGGAGGGAAGUCAACGUCGUUAAGAAAAAGACAAAAAAGAGGCGAGGAGAUAAAACAAAAAAACACAGAAAAGCUGCCCCAGGAGCAGUGAAUUGUCUUCAUGGCAGUUCGUCGAGGACACAAUAAGUACUUAAAAGAGGUGUAUGAAAUGUCUAACGGUUAUGAAGACCACAUGGUGGGAGGGGAUGAGCCAAAGGAUGCCAAGACCAACCUGAUAGUAAAUUACCUGCCUCAGAGCAUGUCGCAGGAUGAGCUGCGAAGCCUCUUCAGCAGCAUUGGAGAGGUGGAGUCUGCCAAGCUGAUUCGAGACAAAGUCGCAGGCCACAGUUUAGGGUACGGAUUUGUUAACUAUCUUAACCCUAGUGAUGCAGAAAGAGCUAUCAGUACUCUGAAUGGACUAAGGCUACAGUCCAAAACUAUCAAGGUGUCAUAUGCACGGCCAAGCUCAGACACAAUAAAGGAUGCAAACCUGUACAUCAGUGGCCUGCCUAAGAACAUGACUCAAAAGGAUGUGGAGGACAUGUUCUCAUGUUACGGACGUAUCAUUAAUUCUCGUGUCCUUGUAGAUCAGUCUACAGGUACGACAGGAAUGUCUCGUGGAGUGGCUUUUAUCCGCUUUGACAAGCGAUCCGAGGCCGAGGAGGCUGUAAAAAGCCUGAAUGGCCAAAAACCCCCUGGAGUUACUGAGCCCAUCACAGUGAAGUUUGCUGCCAACCCAAACCAGGUGAAGAACACGCAGAUCAUUUCUCAGCUCUACCACAACCAGUCCAGGCGCUUUGGAGGGCCGCUACACCACCAGGCACAGAGAUUCAGGUUUUCCCCAAUGAGUGUUGAUCACAUGGGUGGCAUGGGAAGUGUGGGAGUUCCUGGAAACUCCACCUCUGGCUGGUGCAUCUUCAUCUACAACCUGGGCCAGGAUGCAGACGAGAGCAUACUGUGGCAGAUGUUUGGUCCGUUCGGCGCCGUCACCAACGUCAAGGUGAUCCGAGAUUUCAACACCAACAAGUGCAAAGGCUUUGGCUUCGUUACCAUGACAAACUACGAAGAGGCGGCCAUGGCCAUCGCCAGCCUGAACGGGUACCGGCUUGGAGAUAAGAUACUGCAAGUGUCCUUUAAGACCAGCAAGGGCCACAAGUAGGAGUCGGACAAUGGGGUGUAGAGGAAGGCCGCCGUGCUGUGUCAAGCUUUUGUCGGUGAAAGCCGCAGUGUCUAAAACAUCCGCUGCGGUCUCCUUGUUUCCUCCGUGAAAUGGUAUGGCCGAUCCUCUACGCCUACGUACCCAUCAACGAUGUUUUUCCCCUAUUGUGUACUAAUGCUUUGGGUCUUGAGGGACACAACCUUCAAAAUAGUUUUAACUGGUUGAAAAGGUCUCCCUCAAGACAACUCUUUUUGAACGUGAUCUCAGAAACUACAAUACUAUAUGUCUUGCAUGUUCAGUUGUUAGGAAUAGAUGAAGAAAAAUGAUUCUUGGCCAGAAACAAGGAAUCCAGAAAGUAGAAACUAAACCCUCCACAUUGUUGUGUUUUUUACUGCAAAAUUAGUGUUAAGAGGAAAAAGCUUUUUGUCUGUUUUUCUUUCUUUCUCCUUUUCUCAAAAGACAGUGGUCUGUCCUGGAUCUUCACAUGUAGAAAUAGACGCCUUAUCACCUCGUGAAGAUGAAUGAUUUGAUGCCACCCAGAGAAUAGUACACGAAAGAGCAAAGCACUUUUGAUCUGUAAAUCUGUUUGAAAUGGCUCUAAAUAUCAUGUGGUGAUGUAAAUUGAGGGCGUUUGUUCCCCUCUGACCAACAGUUUUAAAUGUUUGGAGGUUAAUGUUGUUUGCUUUUAUGUCCCUAUGAGGAAGUGUCUUUUUAGAAUAGCGUGACAUUGUUAUGGAGCUAAUGAGAAGAGGGGACAUGAGCAACCAUUGAGAAAGGAAAUGAGAUGGACCAAAGGCAUCUUCUAACCCUACCAUGGUUUCCUCUGACCUCCUUUCAGUUUGGACUAAUUCGGAUUUGUUUUUGAAAAGGUACUGACACUGUAUAUUGUAGAGUUAGAGCAACAUCCUAGUUAUUUGGUUUUGUUGUUCUUUUUUUUCCUUUUCCUUUUUGUUUCUUUUGUUUUGCAAUAGAAGAGUUAAUCUCAGAUUAAAGAGAAUUAAAGGCCUUUGUUCUUUUGCGUUUAGAUUUGCUUCUUUUUCUUUUGUUUUUGAUUGUUUCCCUUUUGAACAUAAAACAUUAAAUUUUAUUUCAUUUUGCUGAGUUUUGUUUGUUUUAUUUGGUUUGAUACUUUUUUUAAUUUUAAUUUUACAUUUUCUUUUAAAUUCUCUCAAAAGCAAAUCUCCAUCUUGGUUCCUGCAAGUAGUGUUGGAUGAGAUGCGGUACUUCCUCUGUGUUGAAGGCAGAGCAGAGUUGGUCAGUGCUGAUGGACCAAAGUAGACGGUGUGAAUACCUGCUCAGUAAAAGCUCUCAACGUUCUGUUACCGUUCUCCCCCAAACAUUUAUUCAUGAUCUUACAUCACUGAAUACAUUCAGAAUAUCACUUAAACCAAUGUUUGGAUCUAGAAAUGGUCAGUUUCUUCCUGCUUCAAGCAAGUAGUUGAAAGUUGAACCUUUAGUGUUGAAUAUUAAUUAAAUGUUUUGCGGUAACAUUGAGAUUAUUUUUUUAUUGUGGCUUAUUUCUGUAUAAGGUUUUAACAUUUUUCAGCCUGUUUCACUGUCGUUGGACAUUAGAUUAAACUGUUGCUUGCAUUAAAAGCAGUGAACUGGCUUUUAAACAGUCCUUUAGCAGUACUUCCGCUAAUGCAUUAGUUUUAUCUGCUCUUCUUGAACCUACCCCUCAGAUUUUGAACAUUAAAAGUGCAUUUUAAUUUAGAAAUUACAUGUUAUUCAUGUCACAAGCCUCUGUGCAAUAUUUCACAACUUGUUAUAAGCAGGUUAUAGAAACGUGUCUUGGUCUGUGUCGUCUCUUGCAGCAUUUAAUAUUUUUACAACUUAUUUUCUACUGACGUGUUAUUGUUUUUUUUUUUAUUUUAUUUUCCAGCAGUUUUGUUUGAACCUUUUAAAGACUAAAGCAUGUUUGUUUUACUAGGCAGGCGACAUAAACUACAGUCUGCCUUAAAUUAUGUGGAUAUAGUGUACAUUUACAGGAGGUGGCUUUAUUUAUUUGAAAGUGUAAUCCAUGAUACUUGAUGAUAUUGGAGUGUUUUUAACGGUUUCCUGGUUUUGAACGCAUUUAAUACCAAGUUAAGUCCAUUAAAUGUCCUAUAACACAGAAUCAUUUCAAUAAAACAUGGUGAAUUUUCAGUAUUGAAAAAAAAAA
Messenger RNA from Oryzias latipes (Japanese medaka), 3351 nucleotides. It is a transcript of the gene elavl1a, whose product is annotated as ELAV like RNA binding protein 1a. Gene Ontology annotation, cellular component: ribonucleoprotein complex. The record is from RefSeq and is a predicted model, not a curated record. Gene Ontology annotation, molecular function: RNA binding. Lineage: Eukaryota; Metazoa; Chordata; Actinopteri; Beloniformes; Adrianichthyidae.